GGGAUGGGGGUAUGGAGGGAGGGAGGGAGAGGUGGGCUGUCCCCGCCGGCGCCAUGUGAUGCCCUCUCCUCCCCGGGCUCUCCGGUUCCUCCCCGGCGCGGAGCAUCCCCGGGGCCGCCGGAGCAGCGCCCGCGGGGCCGGGUCGGAGCUGCCGGUACAUGGUUGUGGAGCUGCCAUCCACCUGUCUCUGCAUCCCAGCCUCGGGCAUCCCUUGUGUGAGUCAGUCAGAAGUGGAGGACCAAGGCUGAGCUCCCUCCUACAGACCAGGAGCUCCCCCGUCCCGCUGCCGGAGCCUCCCAGCUCCUCCCAGAGCCACCCAGCAACCCAAACAUCCACCGAGGACCCUCCCAGUCCCUCUUCCAGAACCUGAGCUUCCCACCUUCGCAGCCAACACCGCAGGUUUUCCGCUUGCCAAAGUGUUGCUUCAGCUGGGGUUAAAAGAGCCGUCCCCGCCUCGGCCCCCCAUGCUUUUGGGGAUGAGCGCCUGCGGCAGGAGGGCGCUGACCCUGCUCAGCAGCGUGUUCGCCGUCUGCGGCCUCGGCCUCCUGGGCAUCUCCGUCAGCACUGACUACUGGCUCUACCUGGAGGAAGGCAUCGUCCAGCCCCAAAACCAGUCAGUGGAAAUCAAACUGUCGCUGCACUCGGGGCUCUGGAGGGUCUGCUUUCUGGCAGGUGAAGAGCGAGGCCGGUGCUUCACCAUCGAAUACGUCAUGCCCAUGAACAUCCAGCUGACAUCUGAGUCCACAGUCAACGUCUUAAAGAUGAUCCGCUCUGCCACCCCCUUCCCUCUGGUCAGCCUCUUCUUCAUGUUCAUCGGCUUCAUCCUGAGCAACAUCGGCCACAUUCGGCCUCACAGGACCAUCCUUGCCUUUGUCUCGGGGAUAUUCUUCAUCCUGUCGGGUCUGUCUCUCGUGGUGGGGCUGGUCCUUUACAUAUCCAGCAUCAACGAUGAGAUGCUGAACAGAACCAAGGACUCAGAAACAUUCUUCAAUUACAAAUAUGGAUGGUCCUUUGCCUUCUCUGCCAUCUCGUUCCUUCUCACAGAGAGCGCCGGGGUGAUGUCCGUCUACCUGUUCAUGAAGCGAUACACGGCCGAGGACAUCUACCGACCCCACCCCGGCUUCUACCGGCCGCGCCUGAGCAACUGCUCCGACUACUCGGGGCAGUUCCUGCACCCAGACGCCUGGGCAAGGGGACGCAGCCCCUCGGACAUCUCCAGCGAGGCGUCCCUGCAGAUGAACAGUAACUACCCGGCUCUGCUCAAGUGCCCCGACUACGACCAGAUGUCAUCGUCCCCAUGCUGAGCCCCACCGCCCCCACUCCCACCCCAGCGCCGACAGUCGUCAUGUCCUGACUCCAUUUAUUUGUUUUGGUUUGGUUUUUUUAGGCCACUCUUCCAGGGCAAUUCUUUAUUUAUAGGAGCAUAAGUAUAACCAGAGACAUUGGUUAUAUAACCAGUAAUAUAACUUAGAGAACUGGGAUAUUUUCCGUCCUUUUUUUUGGUAUUCUUCCCUGCAUAUGUAAAAACCUCUCCAAAGUCCUCUUCUUUCAGCUCAUCCCACAGAGCAAACAGCAGUUCUGCCUGGGGGAUAAAUCCAUAAAUCCAGGGCUGGACUUGAGAGCAGAAAAAAUAGAGUAGAACUAAGACAAAAAAAAGUGUAUUUUUUGGUUUAGUUAGGCUGUGAAAGUUUGUGCAUUUGGCUGUAUCAUUUAAUUAUAGAUUUACUAGCGUAAGUGCCAGCAGGUGUAAAAGAUUUGUGUAAACUUCCAAGAAAUAGCCAUUGUCAGAAAAAUAUACUUUUUCUUGAUUCAGUUGAUAUCUCUUCUUGCUGGAUAGCACUUUAAAGCAGGCUGCAAUGGGAAAUAGCCAUCUUUCUCAACUAUACCUCAGCAGGCUUAGACACAAGCAGGUUGUUGUUCCUCUAAGGCCACUUGCGAACUGUUGCUUAAAUAUCCCAUAUGAGACUGGAGUCCCUGCAGCCCUGGGGUGUCUGGGCUGGGGGGGGUGGCUCAGCACCCACUUUUCCACCUCCAUCCCAUAGACUGGGGGUCUGAAGAGCAACUGGGAGAAUUUCAGUGCAGUAUCGAAUGGAAAACUACCUAAAACAUUCCUGUAGGAAACAUCAGGCGCAGGACUUAGGGGAAAUGAGGGCCAGAAGCACAAGUUAUUUUGUCAAAAGGUGAGAUCCCAAACCGGUGUAAAGUGAUGUAGCUGAAUUAAUGGCAUCAGUCCACUGUAGCAAAGUAGUUGGCUUGUGUUUCAUUUUGACAAGAAAAUGGUAUUUUAGAGGCUUUGUGUGUGUGUCUAUAAACUUUCUUUCGAGGUUUUAAGUUUUAAAAUUUCAUAUGAUGCUUUGGCAUUUUGGUCUUAGAGAGCUGGCAGGGUGAGAGCAUCACUCCGAUUGAAAACAAAGGACAGGGAAGGAAAAAUCUGUGCUCCCUCCUGUGCAAGCCCUGAGCUUGGCACCUCGCGGGAGAAAGAGCUUUGUCCAAACUUUGUUUCUGUUCUUGUUAUUUUGAACCUUUCAGAAAAUUCCCUUUCUGCAAAAAGCAAAACCCUCCGGGGAUUCUUGGUAUAUCUGAGCUUGGUUUGUCUUACUGUAAUUAAAACAAACAGAAUAUAUGCACUUCUAACCUCA
This is a messenger RNA of Columba livia (rock pigeon), 2639 nucleotides long. It is a transcript of the gene CACNG5, whose product is annotated as calcium voltage-gated channel auxiliary subunit gamma 5. NCBI's taxonomy places the organism in Eukaryota, Metazoa, Chordata, Aves, Columbiformes, Columbidae. Gene Ontology annotation, biological process: regulation of AMPA receptor activity; positive regulation of synaptic transmission, glutamatergic; postsynaptic neurotransmitter receptor diffusion trapping. The record is from RefSeq and is a predicted model, not a curated record. The transcript is spliced from 7 exons. Bases 465 to 1304 code for a protein of 279 amino acids. Gene Ontology annotation, cellular component: postsynaptic density membrane; AMPA glutamate receptor complex. Gene Ontology annotation, molecular function: voltage-gated calcium channel activity; channel regulator activity.